This is a messenger RNA of Chaetomium fimeti, 2168 nucleotides long. Its product is annotated as BPG-independent. Gene Ontology annotation, molecular function: manganese ion binding. Lineage: Eukaryota; Fungi; Ascomycota; Sordariomycetes; Sordariales; Chaetomiaceae. Bases 213 to 1772 code for a protein of 519 amino acids. The transcript is spliced from 4 exons. Gene Ontology annotation, biological process: glucose catabolic process. Gene Ontology annotation, cellular component: cytoplasm. The record is from RefSeq and is a predicted model, not a curated record.
UACGUCAGGUGGGGUGUCCGCUGAAGCACCAGGAACAAGGCGAGGACCCCGCCAUCCCGUCUCAACAAGUCCGGUCAACGGGUCGGGCUGGUUCGUGCAUUUUUCUGACUUUUUUCCCGCCCUCUCAAUUGACUUCCCCUGACGAGACGCUUUGAUCACUUCCACUCAGUGUAUCUCAACACCAAACCCAAAGCCAAUCCCCCACCAACACCAUGGCUCCCGACCACAAGGCUUGCCUGAUCGUGAUUGACGGCUGGGGUAUCCCCACCGAGGAAUCGCCCAAGAAUGGCGAUGCCAUUGCCGCUGCCGAGACUCCCGUCAUGGACGAGCUCUCUAAAAGCGCGACUGGCUUUGCCGAACUCGACGCGUCCUCGCUAGCCGUCGGUCUCCCCGAAGGCCUCAUGGGCAACUCCGAGGUCGGGCAUCUCAACAUCGGCGCCGGCCGUGUCGUCUGGCAGGACGUCGUCCGUAUCGACCAGACUGUCAAGAAGGGCGAGCUCGGCAACAAUGAUGUGAUCAAGAAGGUUCUGGAGGCGGCCAAGAACGGAAAUGGGCGCCUUCACCUUUGCGGUCUGGUGUCCCACGGUGGUGUGCAUGCGAAGCAAACGCACCUGUAUGCCCUCCUCAGGGCUGCCAAGGAAUGCGGCAUCCCCAAGGUCUUCAUCCAUUUCUUCGGCGACGGCCGUGACACCGACCCAAAGUCCGGCGCUGCCUACAUGGAGGAGCUGCUGUCUACCAUCAACGAGAUUGGCGUUGGCCAGAUCGCCACCGUCGUCGGCCGGUACUACGCCAUGGACCGCGAUAAGAGGUGGGAGCGGAACGAACUGGCGCUGAAGGGCCUGAUUCUUGGCGAGGGUGAACAGAGCGACGACCCGGUCAAGACCGUGAAGGAACGCUACGAGAAGGGCGAGACGGACGAGUUCCUCAAGCCCAUCAUCGUCGGCGGCGACGAAGGCCGCAUCAAGGACGGCGAUAACGUCUUCUUUUUCAACUACCGGUCUGACCGUGUCCGGCAAAUCACCCAGCUCCUGGGCGAUGUUGACCGGUCGCCCCGGCCCGACUUCCCCUACCCCAAGAUCAACCUGGUCACCAUGACCCAGUACAAGCUCGACUACCCGUUCGAGAUCGCCUUUAAGCCCCAGCACAUGGGCAACGUUCUCGCCGAGUGGCUCGGUAAGCAGAACGUAGAGCAAGUCCACAUUGCCGAGACCGAGAAGUACGCUCACGUCACUUUCUUCUUCAACGGUGGCGUGGAGAAGAUGUUCCCGCUUGAGACGCGUGACGAGUCACAGGAUCUGGUGCCAUCAAACAAGAGCGUCGCGACCUACGACAAGGCCCCUGAGAUGAGUGCCGAUGGUGUUGCCGACCAAGUGUGCAAGCGCAUGUCGGAACAGAAGUUCCCCUUCGUCAUGAACAACUUUGCCCCCCCGGACAUGGUCGGUCACACCGGUGUCUACGAGGCCGCCAUUGUCGGCUGCGCGGCUACCGAUAAGGCUAUCGGCAAGAUUUAUGAGGGUUGCAAGAAGGAUGGCUACAUUCUCUUCAUCACUGCUGACCACGGCAACGCCGAGGAGAUGAAGUUCCCUGACGGCAAGCCCAAGACCUCGCACACUACCAACAAGGUCCCCUUCAUCAUGGCCAAUGCCCCCGAGGGCUGGAGCCUGAAAAAGGAGGGCGGUGUACUGGGAGACGUUGCUCCUACCAUCCUUGCGGCCAUGGGGUUGCCUGCGCCGGAGGAGAUGACGGGCUCCAACCUCCUCACCCGGGCAUAAGCAACGCAGGACUGAUACGGAAUAUGAUGAUGAUGAACUAGAGAGACACAGGCAUGCGAUAUAGAUGAUAGAGUUGCGCAACGAAUGAUGAAAUGGCCAAAACUCUCUCCCUCACAAGUGACCACAAUGUCCAUGCAGCAAAGAAGCCAAGGAAUAGGUAGGGAACCACGUCACUCCCUCGCGUAGGUACCGAGUCCUAGCCUAACUAAAGUAAUUGCAUGGCAGCUCUGGCUCAACCACGCUGCUGCUGAGCUUGGUCACUCGCUUCCCAACCUCUCACAACCCCGGCCAAGAUCAUUCUCGCCCAGAGACCAAGGCAGCUGUUCGUGGAAGAUUGCGCAAGAUUUUUGUUCGCCCUGAUGAUUCGAUCGGCAAGCCGGCAAUAUAGAAGGUCGC